UUCGCCCUUUUUUGCCAGUUUUGUUGUGAGGCCUUUUAACGUGCUUGCCAAUAUCGAAGGCGCCAGGAACUCAUGACUGAGAUUUAACACCAGAAUCUGUUAUGUAUUCAUAUUUCGACUUUUAAAGCCAGAUGGAGGUUCUCUAACUGACGAUUCUAUGGACGCUUAAAUAAUUUAAUUCAAACGAGCUCGAUUCUUUUGAUGGAUCUAUUGUGGCUAUCGAAGUGUUGUUAUAGCAAACAGAAGAUGAGCUUCGAGCCGUACGUUAGACAAGUUGAAAAUGGUGAAAAUGGGACUUCCUUGAAAGUAAUUAGCGGAUAGGAACGCCAAGGAUUAUUUGAGUAUCAGCCAUAGGAUGGAAUAUCGCCUGUUGACGAUCCUCCUUCUAUUGAACAUCAAUUACUUUUGUGCAACCAAAGCACAAGUGGGUGAAUCACUGGAAGAGUAUGCAGAGUCCAUGGAGGAAGCAAAGAAUCUAUCAGACUUUAUCAACCACGCCAUUAAGGCUCAUGACAAGAAAGUACGACCUAACGCUGGAGGUCCUUCUGUUAUGGUUCAAGUAGAAUUCAAAGUUGUUUCGUUUGGAGAAAUAAAAGAAGCUGAAAUGACGUAUUCAAUGGAUAUUUUCUUCCGUCAAUGGUGGUAUGACUCACGAUUUGCCCACAACAUGAGCAAGGCUUUUACAAUGGCAGCAGAUGCCACACAAAUCAUCUGGACUCCCGAUACAUACUUCUGGAACGUUAAAUCAGCUAAAUACCACAAAGUUACCAGAGAGAACAUGAGAGUUAUGAUCAACCCAGACGGGAAAAUCUACUUUAGUACAAGGAUAACAAUAAGUGCACAAUGUGAUAUGAAUUUACGUCUGUAUCCUAUGGAUAUUCAAUAUUGCCCUCUUAUCAUAGAAAGCUAUGCACACACAAGAUCUGAUGUGGACUACAAAUGGAAAGGAGGAAAAGAUCAAGGCAUUGAAAUAGUGUCAAAGGAAAUGGCACAGUUUGAGUUCAUGGGUGCAAACACAACUACCAAAGAACAAGCUAAUAGCAAAGGUUCCUUUGCAAGUCUUCGUGCUGAGUUUGUAUUCAAGCGUCGUGUUUCUUUCUUCAUUACUGCUACGUACAUGCCUGCCAUGAUAUUAGUUAUUCUAUCGUGGUGUACCUUCUGGAUCCAUCGCAAUGCUGUCCCCGCCAGGGUCACUCUCAGCAUCACCACCAUUCUAAGCACAAUCCUGUUAACGAGUACUGUCAAUGCCAGUAUGCCUAAAGUGAGUUAUUCCAAGGCUCUCGACUACUACCUGAUGACGUCACUUGGCUUUAUCUUCAUGACAUUGCUUGAAUAUGUUAUUGUGCUAAAUAUCCAUCCGAACUUAAGGAAAGAACAUAGAGAAGAUGAUGAAAUUCCCCGUGAACGACAACCUCUUAGAAACGACACUGGCAAGGACCAUACUCCAGAUACYAUCGUGACAAUGAUGGACAAGACUGGCAACGGCCGUCAAUCAACUACUUCAAAAUUCAAAACAUGCCUGAGUUCAAAGCCAGUAAAAGCGAAAGAUAAGAAACAAUUGCCAUAUUUGGAUGUUCAUUGGAUUGAUCGCACAGCYCGAGUACUUUUCCCAUUUUGCUAUUUCUCAUUUACGAUUGCUUACUGGAUAUAUUACAUCAAUCAUCCAUUGACGGAUUUUCAACUUUUCUGAGCGCAGAAAAUCAUUUCCUUUUACUCAUUAUUAUCACAUUUACAAUGUAAAACGACAGCUUUGAUAUAUGAAUGGUCUUAUUCACUAAAAAACUGAAUUCAAAUCCACCAUGGGGAACUAAGAAAAGCCAAAGGGAAAAUAUUGAAAAAACCUAAUGGUAAAAGCUCCUUUGAAAUGCAAUUURCCUGUUAGGAAUACUUGAAGACUACUGUCAAACUUCAAAAAACUCAGGUCAAAGGAAAAAAGGACCUAUUUUGCUAAGAAACUAUAUCCCUAUACCGGAACUACAGCCUUGCGGUAGUGGGAGUUACUGAAAUCUCAAAAAGAUCUGCAAAAAAUGUAUUAUUGCUAUAUAUAUACCUGUGACUACUCGAUAAUGCGAAUCAGCUGGAUGCCAAUUACUUUUUUAUAAUGUUUAUAUGAAAAGAGGAAUACUUCCAAUGCAUCGUGGUACCUGACUGAAGUAUGCGUGACAAGAGUGACAAGAUGGCGAAUACGUAGCACCAAGAGAACAGUUAAACAUGAGCAACACAGAGACUUGGAAUAUUCAUGUCAAUAUGCAAAUACGCCAAUUUUGACUUAAAACUGUGUCAAGAAAAGUUUCUUUGGUGCUGUUACUUUGCGAAAUUGCGCUCUAACCCGCAAGGAAUUGUUGGUAAAACAAUUCUGUGAGUGCCGUGAUUGGCUAAUUAGUGUCUAUAUAAUAUAUAAAAACUCUGGCAUGUUGCAAAGACCGGCUUUUAAUUCACCCUGAAUAAAAGCGACUUCCAGGAGAGUGUGCUCUUCAAAUUCUGGUCAAUUCCAUUCCGCGACGUUGAAUAUUAUCAAUGUGGAAUAAUAUGAUUAGUAAUUAACUGAACUAGACACUGAAAAUGCUAUAUUCUGAUAGAAAAAUGCUUGCCAAAUUUGGAAUACACCUCAUUGCUCUAUGCUGAUUGGUGAUGUACGAAUGACAUUAUCAUCGAUUACAGUUAUGUCUGUAUUGGGUAUUAUUUUAGAUGUUUUUUUUUCUCCGCUGUCCCGAGUCAUUUACUGUUUUUGAACGGCUCACUAUGGGUCAGGACACCUAAUUCCAAAAGCACCUACUGAAACACUUACGUCCCCGUCAAUACGAGUCCAGAGAUUUUUUCUUCCGGAAUUUUAUUAUCCGGAUAAGAAAAUAUAUGCGCUGUAUACGAACGUCAAGACCUACCCGCUACUUACCCGGACAUAAAACGAUAAGUGAACAGAGCAUUUGAUAUAUCCGGGUAUGUAACGCGCGGAUACAAUUGACUGAGAACAGGCAUCUGACGAGUAUACAGAUCAAAGAAAGAACGCAACUGUUUUUUACUCUAAGGUGAAUAAUAAGGAUUUAGUAGAGAGAUCGCUUCAAAAUUUUAGUUAGUUAAGUCAAUUAAUUAAUCAUUAAGUAUUAAGGAUUUUUUUAAAGGAUCUAAAUAAUCGAGCACUUGAAAUGGCUAAUUAUAACACUCAUGGAUAUAUAUGUUCAUUACAUGCAUGUGAAUCGAAGUAGACUGCUAAACAGUCGCGCCUCAAAUCGAGCGCUGAAAAUGGCAAACGACCAAUCAGGACUUCGUUUUUUGGCGCUUAGUGUGGGUCGACUGUAUUUGUCUGGCGUAGAGAAUGAACAAAUUUAAAGCAAGUUAAAUUAAACAUCUGAAAAUAAAAAAAG
Molecule: messenger RNA, 3362 nt
Organism: Exaiptasia diaphana
Lineage: Eukaryota; Metazoa; Cnidaria; Anthozoa; Actiniaria; Aiptasiidae
Product: gamma-aminobutyric acid receptor subunit rho-1
Exons: 10
Coding region: 356-1690 (444 amino acids)
Biological process (GO): chloride transmembrane transport; regulation of membrane potential; chemical synaptic transmission
Cellular component (GO): membrane; neuron projection; synapse
Molecular function (GO): GABA-A receptor activity; extracellular ligand-gated monoatomic ion channel activity; neurotransmitter receptor activity
Source: RefSeq, a predicted model, not a curated record